Messenger RNA from Lineus longissimus, 1233 nucleotides. RefSeq names its product sex peptide receptor-like. Bases 148 to 1233 code for a protein of 361 amino acids. Gene Ontology annotation, molecular function: G protein-coupled receptor activity. Lineage: Eukaryota; Metazoa; Nemertea; Pilidiophora; Heteronemertea; Lineidae. The transcript has a single exon. The record is from RefSeq and is a predicted model, not a curated record. Gene Ontology annotation, cellular component: membrane. Gene Ontology annotation, biological process: G protein-coupled receptor signaling pathway.
AAUCAUAUCUGCGUUUCUCAAGACACGGCAUGUGGAAGAUUCCGUCAAAUUAUUGCUGUUGUUGUGUUCGCUGAUACAAGUACACUGACAUCGAUGCCGUGAACGCCCAUUCGUUUCGUUGACGAAAGCCUGCUGUAACUUGAUCUGAUGGACAAAUUGUUUCAUUUCGUCUUCACGACGGUGACCCAAAAGGCCACUCCAACAAUGGCGGACUUGAGUGGUGCAGGCGUAAUUUCAACUCAACUUCCAGGCUCCGAAUUGACUUGUUCCCACAGUAAAGUCUACGCUGACGUGUUCUAUCUUUACAUGUACGCAAUCACCCCUGUCGCAAUGUCUGGAAUUGUGCUCAACGUCAUUAAUCUCAUCGUACUACGGCAUAUGCAGAAAAAGGCCACGACAUCUGUUUUCUUACUUCGCAUGCUUGCCGGAUGUGACUUAUUCUUUCUGAUAAUUUGCAUUGUGUAUUUCUUUGUCCGUCCAAUGUUCGUAUACCUUAGGAAUUCAAUUGAAGUGUUCAGUCUGUCUGAUGAUAAGAUAGCAUCGGCUAUUUCUUUUCUAAUGGAACCGUUCUAUUACUCUUCACUGCAGGCUAGGAACUGGAUGAUAGUCCUCGUAACCUUCGAACGAUUUUUGAAUAUAGUCUUCCCACUAUGGGCUAGGGGGCACUGCACAAAGGGUAACCUCGGUAAAGCAGCAGUUUGUAUUUUCCUAGUGGCGCUCGCGUUUGCCCUGCCUGGGUAUUACCACAAAUAUCUCGUCAAUGGGAAGAAUCCUUGCACUGGAGCUGUGGAACUGCAAUCACGACUUCGGCAAGAGUCAAAGCCAUUUCGGAACACGACGUAUGUUGUUGUGACAGUCUUCGUCCCAAUGUGUCUGAUCUACACCAUGAAUAUCAUCCUUGUUAUUUCCGUCAGAAACGCCAUGCGCAGCCGACAGAGUACGACAGACAAAGAGCGCAUGCGUGACGAACGCGGGCAAACACAAGCGACCUUGACCGUGAUUUCCAUUGUUGUUUUGUUUACCGUUUGCGAGACGCUGCCUGGCCUAGACCGGGUCAUCGUCCUUUUCUCUGGAGCUCCAUUCGCAAGGGACAGCCCCUUCUUUAACUACGUGAGGAAGUCUGGCUUAUUCUUAAUAGUUUUUGACUCUGCUAUGAAUUUUGUAGCCUACUGCUUUUCGAAUAGGUCAUUUCGACAGAGCUUUGUGGUGAUGUUCCGAAUGGCACAGCCAUAG